UGGUCGCAAAAGAAAGCGAUUUAAAUAGGUAAUUUUGCAGUUUUCUAAUGAUAUUUCGUAACGAUGGUGCCUUCAUAGAAAAGAACUACAAGCCCAGUAGCAUGGAUAACGAUUCUAUAGAGUUUACACUGCCGCCGGCACCACGGGGACUGUGUUUCGACCGGAAUGAUUUCGUCAAGACAAAUUUCUCCGUCGAUAAUUUCUUGGUGGAGCACCAAAAUGUGGCUUCUUUGGAGACGAUGCGUGAUGAUUUGGGCGUCUACCUAAAAGUGCUUCGGCUGGCAAUGAUAGAGUUAAUCAACAAAGAUUACGCGAAUUUCGUCAACCUGUGUGCCACUCUUAUCGGCUUCGACAAAGCUAUAAUAAAAAUUCAAGUGCCGUUAGCGCAUCUGAAUGAAGAAGUGGGAACUGUAAAACAAUGCUUGGAAGAUGCAAUGAAAGAGUUGUCUAUGUGGCUGAGUCAGAGACAUGCACUUCAAAAAAAGAAACAGCUUCUUAAAUACUACAGCCAAACUAUCAACUGCCUAAACACACUUCAAAACAUAUUAAGAAACAUUGCUGACAAGAAAAAACUUGAUCAAGUAGCCCUUGUUGACCGAGCAGCAAUGCAAUACAAUCAAUUAAAAUUCUCUAUUUCAAAAUGUGAAAGUCAGAUCAAGCCAGACCAUAAAACACUAUUUAAAGAAGUGGGAAACAAGCUUGUACAAACCCUAAAUGAAUUACUGUUCCAGUUUUGGAACGACAAUGAUGAAGAGAAUCUUUUGAAAACACUAAUCACAUUGACUUCAUUAGAUCGUGUGAGUGAAACAGAAAUGUAUAUUAGAAAGCAAGCUGUCGCUCCAUUACUUCAGGAUAUCAUUAAUGAGCCGUCACUGCAAAGAAGCAAGGAUGGACUCCAAGGCAUCUAUGAAAGAAUUUUAUUCUUAUUAGAGACCAAGUUAAAACUAUUGUUAACUGUUAUGCAACAUUCUAAGUUGAUGUUUCAUGUGAAGAAUUACAGGUUUUUAGUGAAUUGUUUUUGGUGCGAAGUUGAGAACAGACUAGAGGUUAAUCUUGCUUCAAUAUUUGCUCCUGGCAACCCGCAGAUAUUCUAUAGGAGGUACAGUGAAAGCAUGCAGUUCAUAAGAAAGUUAGAAGGGUAUUGUACAGACGAGAAAACAAUGAAGUUAUUGAGGGAAACAACGGAGUAUAGGAGUUUUCAGAAGAGAUGGAACUUGCCAGUUUAUUUUCAAAUACGGUUUCAAGAAAUUGCAGGAGGUUACGAAGCAGUGCUACAAAAGAAUCCCACUGUUGGAGCUGAAGAGGGUUUUAUUCUAAAAGAAACCAGCAGGUGCUGGAUGGCCCUGCAAGAGUGCUGGUCUGAUGGAGUUUACAUAGAGGCCUUAGCGCACAAGUUUUGGAAGCUCUCUUUGCAGUUACUAUCAAGAUAUGUCAAUUGGGCAUCCACUUAUUGUGCUCAGAGAAACUCUCCCAAACAAGAAUUGACAAGUGUAAAUAAAACUCUUCUAGAUAACAGUAUUGACAUCCAUAUUGACGUACAAAUUCUUUUGGAAAGGUUACCAAGUUUCCUGACUCUUGCUGAAAUGAGGAUACCAGUUGAAAACAAAGAUAUACUUAGGCAUAGUCUUAAACCUUCAGAAAGUGCUUUACAAGGGACGAAAGUAAAAAUCAGAGAGUGCAUAGUACAUGAAUUGUAUGAUCACUUCAAUGUUCAGUUGAAGCAAGUGAGUGACAUACCAAGAUUAUAUCGAAAGACUAAUAGAAGCAUACCAACAAAGCCUUGUGCAUAUAUUGAAACAAUAUCUAAAGCUCUCCAGGAGUUUAAUGAGAAUGCAAUAAAGAGACUGGAUAAUGCAUUCCUAAUUGAGUUGUAUGAAUCGUUAUUUAAUGUUAUGACUGUAUCAUAUUACAAAUAUGUGGAAGACGUUUUGACCUCCAUUACGAGAACUGAGGAGUCACUAAGAAGACUGAAGCAAAUCAGGGAGAAGAGUUCCCAACAGAGCACAGAGAGCGGCGGUGUUACCGAUGGCGACAAGAUUCGGCUGCAACUCAACGUUGACGUCGUCUCAUACGGGAACCUAGCCGAAAGCUUGAGAGUCAAUGUAAAUACUGUUCACAAGUUCGAUGACUUGAGUUCCAUGGUCACAGAUGCUGUAAAAAAUAUAGAUAUUAAAUGAUAUGCCCA
Messenger RNA from Hyposmocoma kahamanoa, 2185 nucleotides. It is a transcript of the gene Cog2, whose product is annotated as conserved oligomeric Golgi complex subunit 2. Gene Ontology annotation, cellular component: membrane; COG complex. Lineage: Eukaryota; Metazoa; Arthropoda; Insecta; Lepidoptera; Cosmopterigidae. Bases 48 to 2177 code for a protein of 709 amino acids. The record is from RefSeq and is a predicted model, not a curated record. The transcript has 6 exons. Gene Ontology annotation, biological process: Golgi organization; protein transport; intra-Golgi vesicle-mediated transport.